Molecule: messenger RNA, 744 nt
Organism: Sander lucioperca (pikeperch)
Lineage: Eukaryota; Metazoa; Chordata; Actinopteri; Perciformes; Percidae
Gene: supt4h1
Product: SPT4 homolog, DSIF elongation factor subunit
Exons: 5
Coding region: 129-482 (117 amino acids)
Biological process (GO): chromatin organization; mRNA processing; positive regulation of DNA-templated transcription, elongation
Cellular component (GO): nucleus; DSIF complex
Molecular function (GO): zinc ion binding; RNA polymerase II complex binding
Source: RefSeq, a predicted model, not a curated record
CUGUGCUGGUCUUUUACUAGGUCCUCACAGUCAGUGACGUAAUUCCCCAGCGACUGAGACAUAUUCAAAACAUUCAUCUGUUUGAUAUUUGGGUAUUACAAUCGCAUUUUUUCCAGGAGCUUAACAUAAUGGCAUUGGAAACGGUCCCCAAAGACCUUCGCCAUCUGCGAGCCUGUCUUCUUUGUUCUUUAGUGAAGACCAUUGACCAGUUUGAAUACGACGGCUGUGACAACUGUGAGUCGUACCUUCAGAUGAAGGGGAACCGGGAGAUGGUUUAUGAAUGCACAAGUUCCUCGUUUGAUGGUGUAAUAUCCAUGAUGAGUCCCGAGGACAGCUGGGUAGCUAAAUGGCAGAGGAUAGGCAACUUCAAGCCAGGUGUAUAUGCAGUGUCAGUGACAGGGAGACUACCUCCAGGCGUGGUGAGAGAGUUGAAAAGCAGAGGAGUGAUCUACAAAUCCAGAGAUACAGCAGUGAAGACAUAAGCGUGGCUGCUUCCAGUUGUCUGACUAGCCACACCAGAGCGGUAUCAUACUGCAGCACCGACUCCAGGAAGACAUAACAACAGCGGGACUCAAUUUGAUCAUGUCUGUGAUGUCUUAUGGGACUGCCCUCCCAACUGUUCAGUUUUUGUUUGUUGUGAUUAGAAAUAUUAGCAUGAGUGCUUACACGGGGAGAAGUGGAUAUUUUUUAUUUCUUUGAAUAAUUGAGAAAAAAAAUAAAGGUCUGUUUUUAUUAGAAAUGUGA